Molecule: messenger RNA, 945 nt
Organism: Dama dama (fallow deer)
Lineage: Eukaryota; Metazoa; Chordata; Mammalia; Artiodactyla; Cervidae
Product: olfactory receptor 52B4-like
Exons: 1
Coding region: 1-945 (314 amino acids)
Biological process (GO): G protein-coupled receptor signaling pathway
Cellular component (GO): membrane
Molecular function (GO): G protein-coupled receptor activity; olfactory receptor activity
Source: RefSeq, a predicted model, not a curated record
AUGAUGACUUUAAACCACACUGGUGUUAGCCACACAGUCUUCCGCUUGCUGGGCAUCCCUGGCCUUGAGGACCAGCACAUAUGGAUCUCCAUCCCCUUCUUCAUUUCCUAUGCUAUUGCCCUCUUUGGAAACAGUCUAGUCAUCUACAUUAUCCUCACAAAGCGCAACCUUCAUGAACCCAUGUACCUCUUCCUCUGCAUGCUGUCUGGAGCAGACAUUGUCCUCUCUACGUGCACAGUCCCUCAGGCCUUGGCUAUCUUCUGGUUCCAUGCUGGGGAGAUCUCCCUGGAUCGCUGCAUCACUCAGUUCUUCAUCUCACACAGCACUUUCAUGUCUGAGUCAGGGAUCUUGCUGGUGAUGGCAUUUGACCGCUACAUUGCCAUAUGCUUUCCACUGAGAUACACCACUAUUCUUACACACACACUGAUUGGGAAAAUAGGAAUUACCAUCUUUCUGAGAAGUUAUUGUACCAUUUUUCCCAUAGUAUUCCUUUUGAAAAGAUUGAAUUUCUGCAAAAAUAAUAUCAUACCCCACACCUUUUGUGAACACAUUGGUUUGGCCAAAUAUGCUUGUAAUGACAUUCGGGUGAACAUCUGGUAUGGACUCUUUGUCCUAAUGUCAACAGUGGUUUUAGACGCCCUGCUAAUAUUUGUUUCCUAUGUGCUGAUUCUCCAUGCUGUCUUCCACAUGUCUUCCCAAGACUCUCGCCACAAGGCUCUCAACACGUGUGGCUCUCAUGUCUGCAUCAUCAUUCUCUUUUAUGGACCUGCCUUCUUCACGAUCCUGACUCAGAGGUUUGGUCGUCACAUUCCACCUCAUAUUCACAUCUUGUUGGCUAAUGUCUGCGUUCUGGCUCCACCUAUGCUGAACCCUAUCAUUUACGGGAUCAAGACCAAGCAAAUCCGGGAGCAGAUGGCUCACAUAUUUUUUCCAAAGCAGAAGUAA